Python bivittatus (Burmese python) is the source of this 4556-nucleotide messenger RNA. RefSeq names its product XK related X-linked (gene XKRX). The record is from RefSeq and is a predicted model, not a curated record. Gene Ontology annotation, cellular component: membrane. NCBI's taxonomy places the organism in Eukaryota, Metazoa, Chordata, Lepidosauria, Squamata, Pythonidae.
AGCAGUCUGGACUCCCCCCUGAAAAGUGGCUGAAAAGAAGCUUCGGUUGCGUUUCUACGGGAGGCUUUUCCAGAAGUGGGAAGAGCGGGCACCUGCUCUCCCACUCCCAGCCCGAGUCUCCUUUGCGGGCCGGGGGGCAGCCCCGGGCUGGAGAAGCCGCAAGAGGAAUGGGCCCCGGGGGGGCUGGGGUAAAGGACUCUUUCUGGGGAGAAUGCUCCGACCACGUCUCUCCUGGGGAGACCAGCACCCGUCCCCGGAAGGUUUUGCGCAAAGUGGCGUCCCAGGUGGUCACCAAGACUGGUCCGCCGGUGAGCAUCAUCUUCAGCACGCUCUUGUACUGCGGGGAGCUUGUGUCGGCCUGCCUGGUGACCUUCUCCUACAGUCGCUCCAGUGACCAGUUCUGGAUGCUCCUGACUCUCCUCCUCCUGCUCCUCUCGUCCACCAUGGUCCAACUCACCCUCAUCUUCGUGAACCGGGACUUGACCAGUGACAGGCCCUUCGUGCUCUUCAUGCACCUGCUGCUGCUCGGCCCUCUCAUCAGAUGCCUGGAGGCCAUAGUGAUGUUCUACCGCCUGGGUCGGGAGGAAGAGCCCUACGUCACCAUCACCCGCAAGAAGCAUCUUCACAGAGACUAUGAGAUUGAGGUCGAGCAGGAAGUGGGGCACUUGGUGCGCCGGCUGGUCACUCACCGCAAUGCUUUCAAGCGGAUGGCGGUCAUUCAGGCCUUCCUGGGCUCCACCCCACAGCUCACACUGCAGCUUUACGUCAGUAUAAUGGAGCAUUAUGUGCCCACCAGCAGAGCUGUCUUGAUGAGCAUGUGUUUACUCUCAGUCACUUAUGGAGCUUUGGUCUGCAACACCCUGGCCAUCCAGAUCAAGUAUGACGACUACAAGAUCCGUCUGCGCCCACUGGCCUUCAUCUGUAUCUUCUUAUGGAGGGGUUUGGAGAUCUCAACUCGCAUCACCAUCUUGGUUCUCUUUGGGACCGUCUUCAAAUAUUAUGGUUUGGCUGUUGGUGCGGCCAACUUCCUGUUGUUCUUCUUCUUGCCAUGGGUUGAGUUCUGGAGGAGUGGGGCCAAAUUGCCUGACAAUGUGGAGAAGAACUUCAGCCGAGUGGGAACCUUGGCUGUCCUACUCUCCAUCACUUUGCUCUAUGGCGGCAUCAAUGUCUUUUGUUGGUCGGCUGUCCAGCUCAGGUUGUCUCGGCGAGAUUUGAUUGUCAGGUCACAAAACUGGGGCUGUUUAGCAUUUUUCUAUGUGUUCCGGGGGAUAGAGAACAGUGUGUUGCUCCUGGUCUGGUACUUCUUCAAGACAGACAUCUACGAGUACCUCUGCACUCCCAUGCUUGUGCUGCAGCUGCUUGUGGCAUACUGUCUGGCCAUUGUGUUCAUGCUUUUUUUCAUGCAGUAUUUGCAUCCAUGCCGCCGCCUCUUCACACACAACGUCUCUGACUUCCUGCACUGUGUCUGUUGCCAGAAGCAAGAAGUUUCCAACCCUGUGCAUUUGGAACCACCUCAGGAACCUGGUGUGAGGCACAGUGUAGUAUGAUGAGAACUACACAGAACUUCCAAACUGAUAAUUAGUAAACUGCUGAUGGGAUGAUUAUGGACCCCAUCCUGUCAAGUCUCAGCAGUGGUAUCUGUUUACUCCAACGGGAUAGGCCUUAAUUUCACGGUGCUAUAAUUUAUAAACAGGGACGUUGGUGAUCUUGGUGGUGAUGUCUUCUGGAGCAUCAGCUGGACUUACAAUGGUGGGCUUUAAGAGUAUAGUUUUCCUUUACUGAUGUUGGUGCAGGACUAGGGGCAGGCAACAUCAAGUACAGCAGCAGGAGACUGUUGUAUGUUAUGAAAGAAGAACUCUAGUUGAGGGGGCAAAUCCAUCACUGAAGGAUGGCCGUGCCCUGCUAGGUGCCAGCAGUUUGGCAUCAGAACUGCCUCAGUUGUGCCCAUUUGCAAAACAUGGAACUGAAGGAUCCUCCAUUGGCUAAAAGGGAGAAUUAGUGUAAGAGGAAGAGUGGCCAAUGGGAGCUGUCUUAUAUCUGUGUGACAUCACAGUCCUCCCAAUAGUUGGAUAAAAUGGGCCUUCGGAAUCACUUUCCCAGCCCUUCCCUUUUACAUUUAUUUAUUCAUCUGAAAACUUGUGAAAACUUUUUUUUCUUUUUUUGUAAUUUGAAGUGCUGGAAAACAUUUUGCAAUUCAUAGGAACGUGGCCUCAUUUUAUCCUUGGGUUUCCACAGUUCCAUUUAUGGGCCAAGCUAGUGGCUGACCACUAGUGGCGUUUUUCAAGGCAGAAAGGACUGAGACCGAGCUUGUUGAACUUGUGAUGGGAAACUGGGCCAUCCCAUGUCCAAGUCAUGGUUCUAGGAGAUCAGCUCAUCAUAGUUGGGCUGUCACCUGGGAGGCGAGGAUCUUCCCCACCAGCUGGCUGUACUCCAUGCAAAUAUAUACUUGGAGUGAUUUUUUUUUUAAUCCAUUAUGUUGAAAUGCUCAGGUCUUAUCAACCCAGUUUGGCCAAGCUUCUUGGCCUCCCAAACAAUUCCCACUGUAUGUAGUGCAAAGAUGUUUCUGAACAUGAGCUUGUCCAGCAGGUGAGUCUUCAGCCCAAAUGCCUGUGAGGAACAAGGGCUGCUGGACAUGUUGGGUUAUGUAUUUGAUCCCAACAACUUCCUUGCACAAACUGAUUUCUCUUUGUGUCACUCCUCUGUUGAGCUAAUACAUAGGCCAGACUCCGUAUGGGGUUUUGAUGCCCUCAUAUUGUGGGGUGGAAAGCUGAUCUGUGACUGAUCCUAUUAUGGUUAUUUCUGUCCCAGUGAGCAGGGUGAACAUGACCUUCAGUAGUAAUAAUUAAGAAAAAAAGAAAAUGGAAGAGGAGGAUGAGGAUGAGGCAGCAGGCAAUAGAAGCAGCGCUCUUUAAUUGGAUGGUAGCCACUGUCCUGCUAAUUGCCCAUAAUGCAUUGCUGCGUGCCAUUGGGAGCUAUGAUCCCAUGACCACCUAAUGCUUGUUGGAGUCUGGAAAAGCAGGCUCAAGGCCCCGAACCCCGUCAUAGCCAGAGGAAGUUACUUAUUGAUGCUAAGCCUAAGAGUAGAGGAACAUCUGGGGCAACACAGGGUAAUCAGCUGCCCUUUCGUGCUACAUCAAGAUGGCCUCUCUGGAGCACUUUUGAUGCUCUCACUUGUAUAUUGACAGGUAUAUUUUCAGUUCAGCCUUUUCCAACCCCCAGAUAUUUUGCACUGCGACUCCUAUAAUCAACAGCCAUUAUGUAAAGGUUGGAAAAGGCCACCUUUGAUUAGCAAGGAGAGGCCCAUUAAUGCCACUUAGGCCCUAUCAAUCUUCCUACUUUCUUGCCUGUUCUCCACUGGAAAUGGGAAGAAAAAAAGGGUGGCUUAAAAAAUAGUCAAUUCUGGAUUGGCCUUUAAGAAUGUGUAAGUUCUUUAAAUCCUCAUUACGUUUGUCUGCUCUUUUCUCCAACCAAAGCAUCCACUAGCUACUGAGAUUGAGAACUCUAGCCUGAAGUAAACCCAGUUUCAGGGGAACCUUCUAAGUCCCUGCCCUCCUCCACUUCAUUUUGAACAGGAGUCUGUCUUUCAGCCAUGCAGCACAAGUCAAUGUAGCAGAUACCAGCCAAGCCAACCCUUGGGUAGAGUUUCACCCUGUCCAGUUGGCUUUCAGAGAACAGCUAAAGCCAGCAAGGAAUGCUCACCUACCUCAAGGGGAGAUUCCACCUCGGUUUCCCCUUUUUCCGCUGCCUUUCUCUGAUUAAUUCAGGCUUCCUGAGCAGGUUUUGGGACCAGGCAAUCUUAAGGCUAGAAGCACCAUUUAUUUUCUCUGAUCCUCCAUUUCUUUUUAAUGCAUCAUUUCCUGCAGAGUAGCCAUUCUGGCAAGGGACUUCCCACAUGUGAUUUUUUAUGACUGCUGGUUUGCUUCCCCCCCCCUUUUUUUUCCUCAAGUAAAGCAGCAUAUAUCUAGGGAUUUAGGAGAUAAAUAGACAAGUGCUGCAGUUAAUCAUCCUGAACUACCUCUUUGAAGUGACAAUUCCUUUCCCUUCCCUUCCCUUCCCUUCCUUCCUUCCCUUCCCUUCCCUUCCCUUCCCUUUUUUUUUUUUUUUUGCUGCCCUUUCUUUGAGUAGAAGCGAUGUUUGGAGUAAUGUGAGGGGUCUGCAAAUAAAAUAUGCCUUAAAUAAAUCUAUUUCUUUUCAAAAGAUAGGUAUUCUGAAGGCUUGUCAAGGAGUUAAGCAAAAUUACAAAAUAAAGCUCUUUUUCUUCCCCUUUAGGUGGGAGGUUGAAGAUUAUAUGCUGGGCUGGUUCCUGUUAUUUAUUGGAUCAAAACAAAACUCUUCCCCACACAUAGAAAACUAGCACAUCUGGGAGAAGACUUCCCUAUACAAUUAUCCUAGUCUGGCCUGUCUCAACCAGCCACCCUCCAAAUACACCAGAUUACCACCUUUAGAACAUGCUGCCACUUUUAGGAAUUAAAUCAGAUUGUUCUGUUCUAGCCAAGACAUUGUUCAGAAGAGAACACGAAGUUACUAUUCUUAAUUAAAGUAUUUGUUUUUAAAUG